AUGUUUGUUUAUUUUAAUCUGAAUCUAUCUAUCUAUCUAUCUAUCUAUCUGAGUCUGUUUCUUUCUAUCUAUCUAUCUAUCUAUCUAUCUAUCUAUCUAUCUAUCUAUCUAUCUAUCUCAUUCUGUUCAUUAUCUAUCUAUCUCUGUUUCUAUCUAUCUAUCUAUCUAUCUAUCUAUCUAUCUAUCUAUCUCAUUCUGUUCAUUAUCUAUCUAUCUAUCUAUCUAUCUAUCUAUCUAUCUAUCUAUCUCAUUCUGUUCAUUAUCUAUCUAUCUCUGUUUCUAUCUAUCUAUCUAUCUAUCUAUCUAUCUAUCUAUCUAUCUAUCUAUCUGAGUCUGUUUCUUUCUAUCUAUCUAUCUAUCUAUCUAUCUAUCUCAUUCUGUUCAUUAUCUAUCUAUCUCUGUUUCUAUCUAUCUAUCUAUCUAUCUAUCUAUCUAUCUAUCUCAUUCUGUUCAUUAUCUAUCUAUCUCUGUUUCUAUCUAUCUAUCUAUCUAUCUAUCUAUCUAUCUAUCUAUCUAUCUGAGUCUGUUUCUUUCUAUCUAUCUAUCUAUCUAUCUAUCUAUCUAUCUAUCUAUCUAUCUGAGUCUGUUUCUUUCUAUCUAUCUAUCUAUCUAUCUAUCUAUCUAUCUAUCUAUCUAUCUAUCUAUCUCAUUCUACUCGUCUAUCUUGCACUUCAGUACAUAUCUAUCUAUCUAUCUAUCUAUCUAUCUAUCUAUCUAUCUAUCUCAGUCUUUACUUAUCUAUCUCAGUAUGUUCAUAUCUAUCUAUCUAUUUAUCUAUCUCAGUCUGUACUUAUCUAUCUCAGUGUGUACAUAUCUAUGUAUCUAUCUCAGUCCGAUCAUAUCUAUCUAUCUAUCUAUCUAUCUAUCUAUCUAUCUAUCUAUCUAUCUAUUCUGAUUAUCUUCCUUCAUUUACAACUUUCAUCUAUCUUUUUCCUUUUCACUUCAUUCUUUUUAACAUUUGUACGUCUUUCUUUCGUUUAUUUUCACUUUGUUCUUUUCUUCUUUCUUUUUUUCUUUCAUUCUCUCAUUUUUCUUUCUUUCUUUCCUUCGUUCUUUCUUGCAUUUUCACUUCUUUCUUUCUUUUUCUAUCUUUCUUUCUUUCUUCCUUUCUGUUUUUUCGUUCUUUCUUUCUUACAUUUGUACCUCUUACAUUUUCAAUUCUUUCUUUCUGCUUUUCUUUCUUUCAUUCUUUCUGAUAUUUGCUCUUUUUUCUUUCUUGCUUGCAUUGCCACUUCUUUCUUCCUUUCUUUCUUUCUUUCUUUCUUUUUUUCAUUUUUUUCUUUCUUUUAUUCUUUCUUUCUUUCUGAUGUCACACUUUCGACUUCUGACGAAGAUUAA
Messenger RNA from Acanthosepion pharaonis, 1338 nucleotides. The record is from the annotation of a GenBank genome assembly. Lineage: Eukaryota; Metazoa; Mollusca; Cephalopoda; Sepiida; Sepiidae.